Molecule: messenger RNA, 4704 nt
Organism: Brienomyrus brachyistius
Lineage: Eukaryota; Metazoa; Chordata; Actinopteri; Osteoglossiformes; Mormyridae
Product: disintegrin and metalloproteinase domain-containing protein 9-like
Exons: 22
Coding region: 241-2673 (810 amino acids)
Biological process (GO): proteolysis
Cellular component (GO): plasma membrane
Molecular function (GO): metalloendopeptidase activity
Source: RefSeq, a predicted model, not a curated record
CUUUACUGACGCAUGCUCCGUGCGUUCCGCCGAUGGGAGCUCCGAUGGGUUUCCUGCUCUAAAGCCUCCGAACAAAUAAUUCGCGAUCCGAUUAGGCGACUGAACACGAAACCGGUCAGCUAUAAACUGCGUGUCGGCACUAUUAAGACGAUAUAUAUGCGGUACCGGUUAUGAGGAAAAGGCGAUCAUACUGGGGAGCAACAUCACGGAAAAUCGGAGUCUGCCCUUCAAUACACAGUCAUGGGGACUGAGUCCCUCCCAGCCUACGUGCGAGUUACUGGUAUUUGGACUCUGCUGUGUGGUCUUAUCUUCUGGGGUGGGACCUCCAGCUGCCAGCCAACCUCCCAGGCGACUGAGUACGACGUGACCGUUCCCAGGAAGGUCGAGAGGCAGAGGCGAGAUGUGGUCGAGGCAGCCUCAAAUCAGGUGUCGUACAUCAUCAGCAUCCAGGGGAAGGACCGCGUUGUGGUCCUGGAGAAAAAUGAACUCCUUGUUCCUGAGGACUUCACUGUGUAUACAUACGCCAAAGAUGGUACCAUGGUGACGGAAACGCCGCCAGUGCAGCACCACUGUCACUACCAGGGCUACGUGGAGGACGCUCCUGGCUCUGCUGUGGCCCUUAGCAUCUGCUCUGGCCUGAGGGGUGUUCUGCAUGUGGACAACAGCAGCUAUGGAAUGGAACCCCUGGCCAACUCCAGCAGCUUCCAGCACUUGGUGUACAGACUUCAAGAUGUACCACUGAUGUGUGGAACACCACACCCUGAGCAUGGCCAUUUCAACACAACGCAGGCCCAGCCCUUCAGCCAAGCGCGCAGGAGUAAAAGAGCAGUACUCCACCAGACUCAUUUUGUGGAGCUGUUUGUCGUGGUGGACAACGAGAGGUUUACAUACAUGACCAGGAACCAGACGGCUGUGCGGGACGAGAUGGUCCAGCUCGCCAGCUAUGUGGACAGUAUGUAUGUGGCUCUGAACAUCCGCGUCGUCCUGGUCGGGCUGGAGAUCUGGACCCAGCAGAACCUUAUCAACACAGAGGGUGGUGCCGGAGAGGUUCUGGGCCGCUUCGUCCAGUGGAGGGAACAGGUUCUGGGAUCACGACGUCGACAUGACAGUGCACAGCUCAUACUGAAGAAAAGCUUUGGUGGGACGGCAGGCAUGGCCUUCGUCAGCACAGUCUGCUCACGCAGCCACGGCGGGGGAAUCAAUGCGUACUUCGGCUCCGACGUCCUGUCACUGGCAUCCAUUGUGGCCCACGAGCUGGGCCACAACCUGGGCAUGAAUCACGACGACGGGCGGAGCUGUCUGUGCGACACAGCCAGCUGCAUCAUGAGCUCCGGUACCACAGGCUCACGAAACUUCAGCAGCUGCAGUUCAGAUGACUUUGAGAAGAUGAUUCUGACCGGUGGUGGCAGCUGCCUGCUGAACGUGCCGAGGCCUGAUGAGGCCUACAGCGCCCCCUACUGUGGGAAUAAGUUGCUUGAUGUUGGGGAGGAGUGUGACUGUGGCUCUGAAAAGGACUGCGAGACGGACCCCUGCUGUGAGGCGAAGACCUGCAAGCUGAAGCCAGGGGCUCAGUGUGCAGACGGCGUUUGCUGCAAGAACUGCAAGUUCACGCCCGCUGGCACCGAAUGCCGCUCCGUCCGGGACGAAUGCGACCUGCCGGAGUUCUGUAACGGCUCUUCGCCAUUAUGCCAGGCAGACGUAUUCAAGCAGAACGGGCACCUCUGUCGGGAGGGCAGGGCCUACUGCUAUAAUGGUCGGUGCCGGCACUACGACGGGCAGUGCCAGGCCAUCUUCGGACCCAAAGCGAAAGCAGCACCCGAGGUCUGUUUCAGAGACGUCAACCUGAAGGGGGAUCGGUUUGGGAACUGUGGCUAUCAGGGCAUGGGGUACAAGAAGUGUGAAAUCAGGAACGCCAUGUGCGGGAAGCUGCAGUGUGAAAACGUGCAGUCAGUCACUGUGUUCGGCAUCGAACCCUCCAUCAUCCAGACGCCCAUCGCCGGCACCAAGUGCUGGGGGGUGGAUUUCCUGCUGGGCUCAGACGUGCCAGACCCGGGCAUGGUUAACGAGGGCACCCGAUGCGGGGAGAACAAGGUCUGUUUGAAUUACCAGUGUGUGAGUGUUGAUGAGCUGAAAUACGACUGCGACAUCCAGAAUAAAUGCCACAGCAACGGGGUUUGCAACAGCAACAAGAACUGUCACUGUGAUAAUGGCUGGGCCCCACCCACCUGUGAAAUCAAAGGCUACGGGGGCAGCGUGGACAGCGGCCCCACCUGGAACCAGAACACCUCCCUGCGGGACGGUCUGCUGGUCUUCUUCUUUGUGGUCCUGCCCCUGAUGGGUCUCUGCCUCUACAUCUUCUUCAGAAGGAACCUGCUACGACAGCGGCUCUGCAGAAAGAAGAACUCCCGAGCCUACGAAGAGGAGUGUGGGCCACAGACGAACACCAGCCGAGGGCCUCCAGGGGCAGGCGGGCCCAGUCGGGCCGUCAGAGAAGGAGUCACGCAGGUGGGCAGCAGGUCCGCAGCGCCAUCGCACGCUGCCAAGCCCCCGCCACCCCCACCACACCCGCGACCUGCACCGAUACCUCAUCUAGUGCCUCAGAGGCCUGCUCCACUGCCUCCAACACAGUGGGGCAAGGAGGAUCAGUGGCAAAAAAAUUCCUAUGACCCUUGACCUUUCACGACAUGUGCCAACUGGGAGGCGAGUCCUCAGACUGGGUUUGAGUAGCUGGAAGCAGUGAGAAGUCUGAGUGUCCUCACCAUAUCGGGGGUUUUCCCCCCCAGGCUGGACUAAACGCCGGAAUCACCUGCCACAGUAUCUGCUCGCAAUAACUGUGCAGCACACGGUGCCUGGGGCCCCAUCCCAGGACUCAGCAGCUGCCUCACGCAAUCUUCCACAAAUGUCAAGAAGCAUGGAUGAAAUGUGUGCAUAAAAUGUACAGUGAUAAAGUAAUUUUACCCUCUAUGAAUUCUGUAGUUUUAUAUAACAGGACAUAACAUAAAAUCAUCUGGUCCCUGCCAGGUCAUAAAAUUAGAUAAAUCUAACCUCAGGUGACACAGAACGAUAUUGUCGAUAUGUCAAUAUUUAUUUACCAAAAAAAAAAGCCAACCAGCAGAAGCCAUGUGUGGAAAAGUAAGUACGCCCCAUGAUUCAGUAACAUGAAGAACCACCUUUAGCAGCGAUAAGUUUGAGUAAUUCUUUUCUGCUUGUUUAUUCAGUUCAAUUUAAUAUGUAUACAAAUAGCACCUGCUAAACUAUAAUUGCUCCCAGGAGCUUUACAUUGGUGUGAUGUAAUACAUCACUGCAUCAUUUAUACAGCGUAAUUAAAAAACUGGGGGAAAAAUGAAGACAAAGUUGCAUGUUAUCUGUUACCUGUUAUCUGUAUCACUACAGAAAACACUUGAGCAGAGCAAGAAUCUUGGUUUGGAAGAAUUUUGGUCAUUCUUCCUUACAGCUUCAGCCCAUUGACGUUUCAGGGCAUUCCUACAGGCACAGCUCCCUUAAAGUCCAGCUUCAGCAUCUCUGGGGGCUUGAGUCUGAAGCAUGAACCGAGACUCGUUUCAUAUAUGGUGUGUUUGUGAUCACUUUCUUGUUCCAUGGGCCAAUGUCAGCCCGGCUUCAGCUGCCAGACCGAUGGCCUCACAUUUUCCUAUAGAAUAUUACUGGUUUUUUUUGGACAGUACAAACUUUCCUUGGCUACCUUUCCAUGACUCUCACUACACUUACUACAUACUUAGAGUAAUGAACUCAAAUGACAAAAUAACAUGGCAAUUGAUUGCUGAGAAUUAUAGUCUGACAGGUGACUGUCUUUAUGUAGAAUUUUCUUUAUUUUAAAUAAUCCUUUUCGCUGUUUAAUCCAUCCCAGAUAGAUGAACAGAAACAGUCUCCGUUUUGAGAUCGUUGCUGAUGUCUUUUCUCCUUAGCAUGGUCUUGAAACAAACCUGAAUGCUCCAAACCAGCAAACUGCCAAAAGUUCUGCUUAAAUAGAAGUGGUCACACGUUCUGAUGACCAAGCGAUGAAGUGCAUUUGAUUAGCAGUGCCUAGCUGCCAGUUAGCUUCUCAGUAAGCGCAAACUGUUCCCACAAGGCUUCUACAUUAUGGCUUGGAUUAUAUUUGAUAAGCAAUGACAUUUUGAAAUGCGUUGCAUUUUGUUACCUGCAGUUAUUCUGAGAUAUAAUUCUGUUUAUGCAAAACCACAGAAACAAAUGAGCACAUCCUCAUUUUCACAUCACUGUAGUUUUUUAUUGAGAGGGUGUUCAGCAGUUUUGAUCCUUACUUAAUGUAGAAUGUGUUUGUCUAGUUUGAAAUUUCAUUCUUAUUUGAAAUGUUGAUAUUAUUACACCUACCAGCCGUCUGUGAUUUUUUUUAAUAAUGUUUAAGUUUCCACAUUUUGUAUGUAUUUUAAUGCAUCCUUGCUGAAAUGCUAUCUACUUAUUUGCUUAUGUGUAAAAGAAGUAUUCAUUCAUGUUUCCUCCCAAACUGCAUCUGUGAUCCUGACUUGCAUGUAACCAAUAAUUCACCCAGUAAGUGACAUUAUGGUUAAUGGCUCGGACUGUCAAACAAAGGGCUGUUUAAAUUGCAUAGAAUCCUUGUUUAAGUGCUAAGAAUCAUACAUUAAAUUACAAUUCAGGAGCAGUAUCAGGCUGUACAGGUUGAGACACACCGUUGUGAUUUCGAUAAAUGUGUUUUCUAAACACUCAAAA